This is a messenger RNA of Sebastes umbrosus (honeycomb rockfish), 2621 nucleotides long. RefSeq names its product fucosyltransferase 11 (alpha (1,3) fucosyltransferase) (gene pofut4). The record is from RefSeq and is a predicted model, not a curated record. Gene Ontology annotation, cellular component: Golgi membrane. The coding region runs from base 153 to 1646 and encodes 497 amino acids. The transcript has 5 exons. Lineage: Eukaryota; Metazoa; Chordata; Actinopteri; Perciformes; Sebastidae. Gene Ontology annotation, molecular function: alpha-(1->3)-fucosyltransferase activity.
AUCCAGUGCGCAUGCGCAGACCCCCAACAUGUACCAGCUUGUUGUAAACUGAGCCUGGAGGCUAUAACUCUGGAUAAACAGCCUCCAGGAGGGUCUCUGCGUUACUGUUCACGAAGUGUUUCAGAGCAGAAGUUAACUCGGAACCGAAACAGAUGGCAGGUAGGGGCAGGCUGGUGCCCUGUGCUUGUCUGGGGCUGUUUGGUGUCCUCUGCUGGGUCUGGGUCUCCUUCGCCUCCUUUCCAGACGACCAACUUCCCCUGGAGGCCUUGGAUGCAGUGGACCGAGGAGCCUUUCAGCCCCAGAGUGCUCUGUCAGAGAUGGAGUUUGCCUCCAUCAGUUCAUACAGAGGACCUGGCAACGCUGACCGCCGCAGCAACAAGGAGCUGCCCAUUCUCCUCUGGUGGAGUGGAGGACUGUUCCCACAUUUCCCCGGUGACACCGAGCGCAUCGACUGUGCCACAUCCUCCUGUCUUGUCACAAGCAACCGCAAGGUCCAGCUGUACAAACGGACAGCAUCCAUCAUCUUUUAUGGAACAGACUUCCGGGCAUAUGAGGCACCGCUCCCUCGACUCCGCCACCAGACCUGGGCACUGUUCCACGAAGAGUCACCCAUGAAUAACUACGUCCUGUCCCAUGGCCCGGGAAUCAGGCUGUUCAACUACACGGCCACGUUUCGCAGGGAGUCAGACUAUCCUCUGACCCUGCAGUGGUUGCCGUCUCUGGAUUACUUGCUGGAGCCUGUGGCCGUGUCCCUGGAGGAGAAGAACCGACUGAGGAAGGAGGGCCUGGCUCCUGUGCUCUACAUGCAGUCUCACUGCGACGUGCCGUCAGACAGAAACAGAUAUGUCCAGGAGCUCAUGAAGUAUAUUCAGGUGGAUUCUUACGGGAAAUGCUUGAACAACAAACCUCUACCUGAACAUCUAAUAGACACGUCGACAGCCACCGGCGAAGAAGCCAGCUUUAUGAAUUUUGUUGCUCGCUACAAGUUCCACCUGGCGCUGGAGAACGGCCUGUGUCCGGAUUAUAUGACGGAGAAGCUGUGGCGGCCUCUCCAUCAGGGCUGCGUGCCCGUGUAUCGAGGCUCCUCCGUGGUGGCGGACUGGAUGCCUAACGACCACUCCGCAAUCAUCAUAGACAACUUCCCCUCACCGGAAGCUCUCGGUGAAUUCCUCAAACGUCUCGAUGCGAACGACGACGAAUAUGCUAAAUAUUUAGAGUUCAAGAGCCCCAGACGCAUCACUAACACUCGUUUGCUGGAGGCUCUGGAGACCCGCGAGUGGGGGGUUAAUGACAUGAGCAAACCCAACUACCUGAAUGGAUUUGAGUGUUACGUGUGCGACCGGGAGAAUGACCGACUGGCAGCAGAACGAGCAUAUAGGAAAGCCCCUGAGAGGAACCGGCCUCCUCAGCCUAAAAUGGCCAACAACUCUCACAUGGGGUGCCCCCUGCCCAGCCCGGGGUACGGACAUGUCCAAGAUGUGCCUGCAGAUGAUGGAUGGUUGCAUAUCUGGCCCCAGGAUUACUGGCAGAGCCUGGACCAAGCAGAGGGGCUGGAGUCUCUGAUAAGACAUAACGAGUCAGACCCUUUGCUGCUGUGGAAGCACAUCCAAAACAUUGCUGUGAGCAGAGCCAGAGGAAAACACUGACACAGGCCUUGAAACAAACAGAGCAUGCUGGAUCACGUCCAGGAUUACAGAGGUGUCCUAUAUUAUGCAUCCCCUCUGUUUAAACGAGGGAAUGGAGCAGAAAUUACUAAUACCUUUUGCACCUGAGCCAAAACUCCUUUACCCUUAUGAGCAAUUUGGUCCUACUAUAAUAGAUUUUGAUAUUGUAUUCAGCUGACAUGAUACGUUUGUCCUUUAUCUCAAGUUAAGUAAUGGGAAAAUAAUGUUCUAUACGCUAACAUUUUCAAGUUGUUUUAUUGCUAUAACUGAGGUGCCAUCAUUGCCCUCACUCCGCUUUGCAUUGUUAACAUUAACUGCAUGCGGUGCAGUUGUUCCGCGGAGGCACAUCCUCAUGGGAGGCGGGUUUUCAUUGGACCGGGGCAGAGCCAAGGGAGCUCUGCCUAACUGUGUGUGAAGACCAUCAAGACAGUAGCCAGCGGAGUGCAUAAGCUUCUUUACAGUUACUCAGCAGGUAGCUGAUGGUUAUUAGCUGAAGCCACAUUUAUGUACACGGCUAUUUUAAGUGACUAUGCAAGGAAAAAAAUAUUAUUUUACUAAGGCUUUGAGAAAGGCAAAUGUAAAGUUAAGCACAACUCCCCUGUGGGAAAUCACCACUGCAUUUUUGCAAAGUUAGUAGUCCUCAGGAGCAGCCAUUUAAUGAAUUACUGCGGCAGAUACUUUAUAAUAUUGCCCGAACCGUUUUCUGUUACAUGACGCUAAGAUGAGAUGUUUAUGUGCAAUAGUUUUUAAUCAUCCUUUUCUUAAACAUGUAACAUGACUGUCUGACGCUGUCUUUGCAUCACAUAUUUAUAACAGGAUUAUAUAAAUCAUUUUAUUUUUUUAACAAAGCAUCAUACAUGUGAACACACUAUUUUGUAACAAGAGCAAAAGAAGUAAACAUUUUGUAAUAAAGUAUCUUGUAUAACGACUGUUGCUAAAUUAUAAUGUUGCACCCCA